GGGGAGCCGACUGGGAGAAUGAAGGAACAGAGGAGUUCCUUGCAAGUAACCAGGCCUUAAUCAGGUGGGAGGAGAAUGGUACUGUGGGAACCUUGCCUGCGUGGCUGCUAGUGGUGAAACGAACAUCACUGGCUUCUCAUCAUUGAACACUUAUGCUAUCGCGUUCACACUUGCUCUAAUAGGUUCCUCCGGUGUUCGUUAAUUUGAGUUCCGCGCUGAAGUGAUCUUGAAGAUCCUGAAAUACUCGCUAUCUUCGGACCGAACAUAGGCUUGGGCCCAAUUGCAAAUCAAAUACUCCUAUCAUGCAAGUUUUUAAUACCGUCAGAAGAAGCAUAGAAUCACCCACGUCUCCAAUGAAGAUUAGGGUAGACUUUGGAGGACUUCGCAAAAUCUGUAUACAGUGCCUGCAAGAGAUGCUUUGCGAUGUAUCUUGUGUUGGAUUAUCUGUGUGCACCAACUAAAGCCCUUAGGUAGAAACCCAGUUUUUGGAAGACAAGACAAAGAAGCAUCCCAGUGAGAGUACCCUCUGUAAUACUCAAUCAGACGCUCAUAGUUAUAGGAUA
Serpula lacrymans var. lacrymans S7.9 is the source of this 563-nucleotide messenger RNA. RefSeq lists its product as uncharacterized. The transcript has a single exon. Bases 303 to 461 code for a protein of 52 amino acids. The record is from RefSeq and is a predicted model, not a curated record. Lineage: Eukaryota; Fungi; Basidiomycota; Agaricomycetes; Boletales; Serpulaceae.